CUUUUUUCUCUUUAAUGAUUCCAAGAGAAUAUUGUGAAAAUGAGUUGUUGGCUGAAAUAUUUGGGUUUUUGCCUCAACGUUAUUUUGAUGAACUCUAUGAUUACAUGAAUGCCAUCAUGCAUAAUGUCAUUGAAGGUGUCAAUGAACGAUUAGAAGACAUGCACAAAGAUAAAGCAAUAGAAAUAUUUCAUAUCAUUAGAGCAUUUGAAAAUAAGCUAGAAAUUCGCCUAGACGACUGUUUUAAUACCUUACAACAAUAUGUGUACAGUUACGCCUGGAAGAUACCCAAUAACCUGAAUAUUGAACUAUUCAAUCAUACAAUUGACUUGAAUUUAUCAAAAGAUAAAGAACUUGAAUUGGAUGAAAAUAUAAAAAGUUUAAAAAGAAAGAUUCGUGCUGAGCAACUCUUCAAUAGCAGGUUAAAAAGGGAUUUGGCAUCGAUUGAAAGUCAGAAAAAGUCAAUAGAACCUUAUCAGCAAUUAGUAACGAUGCUAAGAGAAGCAAAAGAGGAACAUCAAGUAUUGAAUACGGAAGAUGCAGUAAAAAAGAUUAUAUAUCAACUAGAUGUAUUAAAACAGCUCAUGGAAGACGUAUACGCCAAAACUAAAAAUCAGCCAUCUCAUGUCGAACCAGAUGAAAAGAUAAAACGACUGAGAAAAAACAUCAAAGAGUUAAUUGAUGCUCAAUCAUGAGAAGUGUAGAUAAUAAUAAAGUGUAAAUAUUUAUAAAGUCUUAGGCUAAUACUUUAAUCACGCCAUCUCUAUCUCCACUAAUGAUCAUUGGGUAAGGUAACUCGGUAAGAAUGAUGUCUGUGAUGGCAUCUAUGUGGUUUCUGAGUAAAUACUGUUGUUGUGCUACGGAGUUCGUCAGUGCAUUCGUGCUUGCCGUAGUGUUGUUGUUACGAAUACUGUUUCCAUGGUGAUUGUUGGUUCUAUUGAACUC
This is a messenger RNA of Rhizopus microsporus ATCC 52813, 942 nucleotides long. RefSeq lists its product as uncharacterized. Gene Ontology annotation, biological process: mitotic cell cycle; mitotic sister chromatid segregation; protein localization to kinetochore. The transcript is spliced from 4 exons. Gene Ontology annotation, cellular component: chromosome, centromeric region; nucleus. Lineage: Eukaryota; Fungi; Mucoromycota; Mucoromycetes; Mucorales; Rhizopodaceae. Bases 15 to 692 code for a protein of 225 amino acids. The record is from RefSeq and is a predicted model, not a curated record.